Molecule: messenger RNA, 948 nt
Organism: Myotis davidii
Lineage: Eukaryota; Metazoa; Chordata; Mammalia; Chiroptera; Vespertilionidae
Gene: GPR55
Product: G protein-coupled receptor 55
Biological process (GO): phospholipase C-activating G protein-coupled receptor signaling pathway; positive regulation of Rho protein signal transduction
Cellular component (GO): membrane
Molecular function (GO): G protein-coupled receptor activity
Source: RefSeq, a predicted model, not a curated record
AUGAGCCAGCCAAACAAAAGCAAGAGCUGCUCCUUGCAUGAAGUGGAUGAGCUGAUGAGAACUGUGCAGCUGGCGGUGCACAUCCCCACCUUCCUCCUGGGUCUACUUCUCAAUGUGCUGGCCAUCCAACGCUUCCGCACCUUCCUGAAGAAGAGGUGGCCGGAGUAUGCUGCCACCUCCAUCUACAUGAUCAACUUGGCGGUCUUUGAUCUCCUGCUGGUGCUCUCGCUCCCAUUCAAGGUUGCCCUGGGCCAUGUGCAGGUUCCCUUACAAUCUCUCUGUACGUUUGUGGAGUGCCUGUACUUUAUCAGCAUGUAUGGCAGUGUCUUCACAAUCUGCUUCAUCAGCCUGGAUAGAUUCUUGGCCAUCCGGUACCCGAUCCUGGUCAGCCACUGCCGGUCCCCUAGGAAGAUUUUUGGGAUCUGCUUCACCAUCUGGGUCCUGGUGUGGGUUGGGAGUAUCCCCAUCUACAACUUCCAUGGGAAAGUGGAAAAAGUGUACACAUGCUUCCACAAUAUGUCUGAUGACACCUGGAGUGCCAAGGUCUUCUUCCCUCUUGAGGUGUUUGGCUUCCUUCUUCCCAUGGGCAUCAUGGGUUUCUGCUCCUUCAGGAGCAUUCACGUUCUGGUUGGCCGCCUGGACCACAGCCAAGAUUGGGGCCAGCAGAGGGCCUGCAUCUGGACUAUUGCAUCCAGUCUGGCUGUCUUCGUGGUCCACCUUGGUUUCUUCUUGCAGUUUCUGGUGAGGAAUGGCUUUAUUGUGGAGUGCAGAGCUAAAUGGAACAUCAGCUUGUUCUUACAGUUGUCUAUGUGUCUUUCCAACAUCAACUGCUGCCUGGAUGUUUUCUGCUACUACUUUGUCAUCAAAGAAUUCCGCACAGGCAUCAUGGCCCGCCAGCGUUCUGGAGGCCAGCUGGCCCUCUCGGAUACCGUGACCACCAGAGGCUAA